GGGACGUCACUUCCGCCGAGUUCCUGACCUGCUCCUAGGAUCGCGACGGGAACUGGAGCCUGAGGUCCCCGCGCGGCCCGGACCUGGCGCCCUGAGGGGAAGAGCGGCCCGGCCGGAGGGCACUGGGGUGGAGACUUUGACUCCAGUCCCUUCCCUAGCCAUGACGGACGGGAUCCUAGGGAAGGCAGCCACAAUGGAGAUCCCCAUCCACGGGAACGGUGAAGCUGGGCAGCUUCCUGAGGAUGAUGGGCUGGAGCAGGACCUCCAGCAGGUGAUGGUGUCAGGACCCAACCUCAAUGAAACCAGCAUUGUGUCUGGUGGCUAUGGGGGCUCCGGUGAUGGACUCAUCCCCACAGGGUCUGGCCGCCAUCCAUCUCACAGUACCACUCCUGCUGGCCCUGGAGAUGAGGUGGCUCGGGGCAUCGCUGGAGAGAAGUUUGACAUCGUCAAGAAAUGGGGCAUCAACACAUACAAGUGCACAAAGCAGCUGUUAUCAGAGCGAUUUGGCCGAGGCUCCCGGACUGUGGACCUGGAGCUAGAGCUGCAGAUUGAGUUGCUGCGUGAGACGAAGCGCAAGUAUGAAAGUGUCCUGCAGCUGGGCCGGGCAUUGACAGCCCACCUCUACAGCCUGCUGCAGACUCAGCAUGCACUAGGUGACGCCUUUGCUGACCUCAGCCAGAAGUCCCCAGAGCUUCAGGAGGAAUUUGGCUACAAUGCAGAGACACAGAAGCUGCUGUGCAAGAAUGGAGAGACCCUGCUAGGGGCUGUGAACUUCUUUGUCUCUAGCAUCAACACAUUGGUCACCAAGACCAUGGAAGACACGCUCAUGACUGUCAAGCAGUAUGAGGCUGCCAGGCUGGAAUAUGAUGCCUACCGAACAGACUUAGAGGAGCUGAGCCUAGGCCCCCGGGAUGCAGGGACGCGCGGUCGACUUGAGAGUGCCCAGGCCACUUUCCAGGCCCAUCGGGACAAAUAUGAGAAGCUGCGGGGAGAUGUGGCCAUCAAGCUCAAGUUCCUGGAAGAAAACAAGAUCAAGGUGAUGCACAAGCAGCUGCUGCUCUUCCACAAUGCCGUGUCAGCCUACUUUGCUGGGAACCAGAAACAACUGGAGCAGACCCUGCAGCAGUUCAACAUCAAGCUGCGGCCUCCAGGAGCUGAGAAGCCCUCCUGGCUAGAGGAGCAGUGAGCUGCUCCUAAUCAAACCUGGCUAUCAAGAAGGACAUUGGGAGAGGCAGUCCCAGGGUGGGGGAGAUUGGACAUGGGACAUCCCUUGCCACCUCCCCUCUGGCUUGGGUUCCCUUUCCCUGGCUGGGGCCUGACACCAGUUUUGCCCAUACUGCUGUGGGUAGGGAGGGGGCUUGCAGGCCCAGCAGCUGCUGUCCUGUCCUUUAUCUUCCUGGCCACUGGGCUUCAUUCCCAGAUCUUUUCCUUCACUCCACAGCCAAAGGCUAUGACAGAACCACUCCCUGGCCAAUGGCAUUACUCCUCAGGCCUGUCCCCAGCUCCUGGGGUGUGCCCCCUGACCAAUGGCAGGGCCUCAAAAGGCCCUGUCAGCCGAUGGCAGCUCUUCUUGGGCUCCCCUGGGCCAAUGAUGUUGCCUCCAGUACCCUUUGUCCCUCCUCUAUGUGUCCCCAUUGCAGAGAAGGGGACUGGGACCAAAGGGGCGGGGAUAAUGGGGAGCCCCAUUUCUGGCCCUGCAUCCAAAUGGGCUUCCUCUCACCUUCCCACCCAGUUUAAUUGUGCUUAGAGCCCUGGAAGAUUGGGACCUAGCACUAGGAAUAAACCUUUCAUAAAAGCAG
This is a messenger RNA of Lutra lutra (Eurasian river otter), 1799 nucleotides long. RefSeq names its product ADP ribosylation factor interacting protein 2 (gene ARFIP2). NCBI's taxonomy places the organism in Eukaryota, Metazoa, Chordata, Mammalia, Carnivora, Mustelidae. Gene Ontology annotation, biological process: intracellular protein transport; regulation of Arp2/3 complex-mediated actin nucleation. The transcript is spliced from 8 exons. Bases 161 to 1186 code for a protein of 341 amino acids. Gene Ontology annotation, cellular component: trans-Golgi network membrane. Gene Ontology annotation, molecular function: phospholipid binding; protein domain specific binding. The record is from RefSeq and is a predicted model, not a curated record.